AUGAGACACCAGAAGAGCCUCACCAUGAGACACCAGCACAGCCUAACCAUGAGACACCAGCAGAGCCUCACCAUGAGACACCAGCACAGCCUCACCAUGAGACACCAGCACAGCCUCACCAUGAGACACCAGCACAGCCUCACCAUGAGACACCAGCACGGAUUCACCAUGAGACACCAGCAGAGCCUCAUCAUGAGACACCAGCAGAGCCUCACCAUACACCAGAAGAGCCUCACCAUGAGACACCAGCACAGCCUCACUGUGAGACACCAGCAUGGAUUCGCCAUGAGACACCAGCACAGCCUCACCAUGAGACACCAGCACAGCCUCACCAUGAGACACCAGCACAGCCUCACCAUGAGACACCAGCACAGCCUCACCAUGAGACACCAGCAGAGCCUCACCAUCUGA
Molecule: messenger RNA, 411 nt
Organism: Knipowitschia caucasica
Lineage: Eukaryota; Metazoa; Chordata; Actinopteri; Gobiiformes; Gobiidae
Source: the annotation of a GenBank genome assembly